AUGACGGCGCUGCAUUUAGCAUGCAGGCGUCGACAUGAUAGAGUGGUGGAUGUCCUUCUCCAGAAUGAUGCAGACACUCGAGCCAGAAAUUGUGUUGAGUCGAUCCCGCUCCAUGAAGCGGCUUAUGAGGGGACCAAGUAUGCGAUAUACCAGCUACUCAGCCACGGGUCGGAUAUCAAUGCGCAAACUGACGAUGGAUGGACUCCGCUGCUCUGUGCUGUGAGAUAUAAUUCUUCAGCGGUUGUCAAGGUGCUGCUGCAUUAUGGUGCCGAUGUCAGGAUCCAAAACAACACAUUGCACUCACCACUAGACAUCGCUUGUCAGUACUCUACGUUCGAUGUUGUACAGGCACUACUCGACAAAGGAGCAGAUGUUAACACGCAAGAUCAAUAUGGAUGGACACCAUUG
Molecule: messenger RNA, 408 nt
Organism: Aspergillus wentii DTO 134E9
Lineage: Eukaryota; Fungi; Ascomycota; Eurotiomycetes; Eurotiales; Aspergillaceae
Product: ankyrin repeat domain-containing protein
Exons: 1
Molecular function (GO): protein binding
Source: RefSeq, a predicted model, not a curated record